This is a messenger RNA of Lachancea mirantina, 465 nucleotides long. Lineage: Eukaryota; Fungi; Ascomycota; Saccharomycetes; Saccharomycetales; Saccharomycetaceae. The record is from the annotation of a GenBank genome assembly.
AUGAAGGUCGAAGUUGACUCUUUCUCUGGCGCUAAGAUCUACCCAGGCAGAGGUACCUUGUUUGUCCGUGGUGACUCCAAGAUCUUCAGAUUCCAAAACUCCAAGUCUGCUUCUUUGUUUGCUCAAAGAAAGAACCCAAGAAGAAUUGCUUGGACUGUUUUGUUCAGAAAGCACCACAAGAAGGGUAUCACCGAAGAGGUCGCCAAGAAGAGAUCCAGAAAGACCGUCAAGUCUCAAAGAGCUGUUGUCGGUGCCUCUUUGGAAUUCAUCAAGGAGAGAAGAUCCGUCAAGACUGAGGUCAGAAAGGCUCAAAGAGAGGAAAAGGCUAAGGCUGACAAGGAAAAGAAGAAGGCUCUAAAGGCUCAAAGAAAGGCCGACAAGGCUAACGCUGUUGCUUCCGGCUCCAAGGUCUCCAAGCAACAAGCCAAGGGUGCUUUCCAAAAGGUCGCCGCUACUUCUCGUUAA